AAGACGACAGCUUCUCUCUCUCUCCAUCGGGGUCGCUCGAAUCCAAUCGAACCCACCCCACCCUCAAUAUGGCUCAGGAGUCUCCCUCCGAAACCCUAGAUUACCCCGAUCCUCAACCUCACUCUCCCACUUCUUCCUCCUCCGAUCCCUCUCUCUCCCGCAGCGGAUCCUUCAGCCGCCUCAACGCCCGCGCUCCCGAGUUCGUCCCCACCCCCCGCGCCUCCUCCCCUCGCCCCGAUCUCCACCCUCCCCCUCCCCCUCCUCCCCAGCACCGCCUCUCCAUCCCCCCUCCCCACCACGUCUAUCCCCCCAGCCCCAACUCUCCCUUCCACUUGCUCCCGAUGCAGAACCAUUUCCCCCAUCCCCAGUAUCACCCCCAUCACCACCACCAGCAGCCUCCGCCUCCGCCUCCUCAUCCUCACAAUCAGUACUACGGUGCAGAUCAAGACUCGGUCGUGCACAAGGGACGCGCCGAUCAUCCCCCUAAUCCCAACCACAAUCUUCACCAGCAUCAGCCCAAGCACAAGCACAAGCAAGCUCCGGCUGAGCAGGAUCAGGGCGCCCCCUCCAAAAACGGCAUCUCCGAUGAAGCCGUGCAGAAGGUUCUUAAUCAGGUUGAGUAUUACUUCAGUGAUAUAAACUUGGCUACGACUGACCACCUGAUGAGGUUCAUCAGCAAAGAUCCUGAAGGAUAUGUACCAAUAUCCGUUGUUGCUUCCUUCAAGAAGAUCAAAGCCCUCAUCACUAGCAAUGCCCAGCUUUCUUCUGUUUUGCAGAACUCGUCAAAACUCGUAGUUAGUGAAGAUGGGAAGAAAGUUAAACGGCGGUAUCCUUUGACUGACUCAGACAUGGAGGAGCUGCAAUCACGAGUUGUCAUUGCAGAAAACCUACCAGAGGAUCAUUGCCACCAGAACCUCAUGAAACUUUUCUCUGCAGUUGGAAGUGUGAAGGCAAUUCGUACCUGUCCGCCUCAAGCUUCCAAUGGUGUAGCCUCUUCAGCACCCAGAUCAGGAAAGGCUGAUGGCAUGCAUUAUACUAACAAGUUGCAUGCUUUUGUGGAAUAUGAAUCCAUUGAUGUAGCCGAUAAAGCAGUUGAAGAGCUAAAUGAUGAGGGGAACUGGAGAAGUGGCCUAAGGGUCCGUUUAAUGCAUAGACGCGGGUCAAAACCCUCUCAAGCACGGGGAAAGAAGGGACAUGAUGGAGAAGAACCCUGGGAAGAAGAAGAUGCUUCUAUAUCCGAGCAACAACCAUCUGAGAAACAACUUGAAGAGUCUUUUGAGCAAUCUGAUGCUCAGUUCCAGGGGAAUAUGGGGGAGGAGAAUGCCACCGAUAAAGAGGGUGGGCAAAGGAGAGGGCGGGGCCGUGGCCGGGGAAGAGGACGUGGAAGAGGUCAAUACCAUCAGAAUAAUCGGGGAAAUCAUUUGGGGGCACCUUCUAUGAACAAUCUUGCUGGUAACGAGACUGCGACUGUGGCUAAGCAGCCUCCGGGACCUCGCAUGCCAGAUGGAACGAGAGGAUUCACGAUGGGUCGUGGGAAGUCAGUCUCAGUUAGUACUACAUGACUACGUUACACGAUUGAAUUUUCAACUGGGAUUCACCAAAUUGCAAUAUUAGAGGGAUCAGUAGUCGUCGUCGUCGUCUUGUGUGUGGUGUUUGAGGGCUAUCAAUACAUGUGAGCUCACGCCAGGGGGUAGUUACUAAGGAUAUGUUCUACUACAAAGCUUCUCUCAUAUUUUUGGAGACGAUGUACCGGUCCAGAACUACUUUAUAUUCCUUUUCUCGGGUUUUUAUCAUGUAGAAAGGAAAAUACAUAAGCAAAAAAAAAAAAAAAAAAAAAAAAGGGAGAAGUGAAAAGGAGAAAAACAGUCCAUGGAACUUUACAUAGCAAUAUAAUGGUUUGCGGAAUGGUGUACCUGA
Molecule: messenger RNA, 1917 nt
Organism: Rhodamnia argentea
Lineage: Eukaryota; Viridiplantae; Streptophyta; Magnoliopsida; Myrtales; Myrtaceae
Product: la-related protein 6B
Exons: 11
Coding region: 69-1562 (497 amino acids)
Biological process (GO): RNA processing
Cellular component (GO): nucleus
Molecular function (GO): mRNA binding
Source: RefSeq, a predicted model, not a curated record